UACAAAGCAGGAGCUGCUCUUGCCCUUUAAACCUCGCCGCCGUCAAGCUUUCCCCCGCCCCGGCCCGUCCCUCCGCGUUGCCGGGGCAGCGGGGCCGCGGAGCGGGGCAGGAAAGUUCACGUGAGAAAGCCACCUGCCAGGUCCUUGUGACUGGACACCAUGCCUCUUCCAGAAACCAUGUUCUGUGCUCAGCAGAUCAAAAUACCUCCAGAGCUUCCUGAUAUUUUGAAGCAAUUUACUAAAGCUGCUAUUAGGACUCAGCCUUUUGAUGUUUUGCAGUGGGCAGCUGCGUAUUUUUCAGCCUUAUCUAAAGGUGAACCCCUUCCUGUGAAGGAGAGGCUCGAAAUGCCAUUAACAACAGGGAAAAAAGAUGCUGGUUUGACCCCAGGACUCCUUAAGGUCUUGCACAAACAGCUUUCCUCCAAAGGCAUGGUGACCAUUGCAGAACUGAGAGAAAAAUGGAAGCAUUUGGGCUUGCCAGAGGAGCAGCUGGAAGCUAUCCUGCAAUUGGACAGUUUUGGCGAGCAGGUGGAAUGGAUGAAGUUUCUGGCACUUGGGUGCAGCGUGCUUGGUGGGUCCUUACUGAGUUCAAUGAAACAGGCCUGUGAGAUCCUAACAAGAGACCCAGAAGGCGGCGCAGCUCGAAUUCCCUUUGAAACAUUCUCAUUCCUUUAUUCGUAUUUGGCCAGUAUUGAUGGAGAGAUAUCAGAGACGGAAACUAAUGUAUUCCUCGAUGGAAUUAGAGAACAAGCGGACAAAUACUCUGGCAUGGUGCUGAUCAGACACUUCCUGCCAUACUCCUUCAUAUUUUAUUGAUCAACCCUACUCUUCAGCAUGAGGUAAAGCUACUGCAUUUAUCACAUAUGUGAGGAAUAUAUGACAGAGAGUUGUUUGGUUAGCAGGUAUAGAAGCCUAAGUCCAUCAAAACUAGACCAAAUAUUUAGUGACAGAUAAUCACACUUAAUUGCAGAAACAACUGAGGUAUGAGAGAGAGUACUAGAGGCUACAGUAAAACUGGAAAGAUUCCCUUUGACUGAGAAGGCCACAACCAGGAGCAACAUGAAAUGCCCUCUCUUGGCACAUUGAACAAACAGAAGUAUUUUAGGAAAGAUGGAUCUUGUUCUCUUAUAGUUAUUUACUUUGUUGAAUCAAGCUUGGCUGAUGGUGAUUGACCUUGCUGAAGUAGAUUGUGUGAGGAAUUAACGGAACUGUACAUACUUAUAUCUAUCUGCAUGUUUUAAGUCUGUUUUAUCAACCUCUAUAAAACAUUUGUAUGUUAGUCUUCCUAGUUACUGCUGGAAGGAAAUGCACCUGCUGUUUGAAUAUGGUACUCAGAAAUAUUCCAAGUGUCCUUGGUACCUCCUCCCUAGCUUCUGUGGAGACCUACAUUCUCAUCACCCUUUCCAGCUUGUACUGAUCUGAAUUUUCUUUGAGCAUGAGCCUGGGAACACUUCAAUUUUGUGUUAUUGUCCAUUUAACACCAGCUGCAGUUGAAGAUGUUUUAUCCUGUUGGAGAACUCUGAAAUCUGCCCUCUGGUACAUGCUGUAAGUAGGCAAUGUCACCUAGGGGUAACAGUGUUAGGUAGGAGGGGGAGCUCUCUUCAUGCAUUCCCUGUGUGUAACUGAUCUGGGCUCCAGGGAUUAGCUCUGUUCUAUAUCCACUACUUAUGGGCCAGGAAGGCCAGAAAGUACAACCUCUCAUAAAUUUUAUUAUUUAGCCUUGUCAGAAUAACUCAAAUACAUGAGAGAUCAAUAUAAUUUAUUAACAGAUGUAUAAAUGUUACAGAUUUACACAUUAUUUGAAAUAUACUACUUCCAUCCUGACAAAUUGUAGCACUUUUUCAUCUCCAAGCAGCACAGGUGUGACUCAACACCAAUAUUAUAUGCACACCUUUACUGUCUUGGGCAAAACAGCAGUAACAAUAGUUCUUGUGGAAGUUAUGUUUUGAACAGCUGACAAACAAAAUCAUCAGGUUCUUGUUCCUACUUUCUUCUUUUGUGAUUGUAAUACUUGUCUUCAUCCCUGAAACAAAAACAUAAACAUUGUGUGGGCUGUUAGGUGCAGAGUGAGAAUCUGAAGAGAAAAAAACAACUUGGAAAAUGGAAAGGUCUCAUUAAAUGUAGUCAUGUCCUCCUCUAAGGAAAGAAAGUAAACUGCUUUUAGAGAGUUUCUUUUCUGUGCUGCUUUAAUCCACGCCUUCUCAUGCAGUGCCAGAGUGGCAAUUCGAUUAGGAUGAAUGGCAUCAUGGAGUAAUGAAGCCAGCUUUGAGACAAGCCAUCACUGCCAUCCACACAGUUAGUAAUGCAUUUACACAAACACAAGGGGCAAGGCAGCAUUUCUUCUGCACAACAGUCCGCAUGUCUGCUCAAACACAGGGUCCCACACACCUGUGGUCCUGCAGAUGUAAAUGUCUUUGUUGAUGGUAUUACAAGGUGUGGCCUAGGUUUGUUUUCUUUUGCUAAAUUGUAUGUGCAAAAGUACUGAAGAGCAACAGCAUUGUUUUGAAGCAUCUAAUAUGGAAAAGUUAAUGUUGGCAUACUAGUGAAACAAAUAAUACUAUUUAUUAAGAUCUAGAGCAGAAAUCAGCAUUAGACAUGACAGGCACUUAGUUGUGGAUGAGAAACAUACUGUCCCUUUAACCAUAUUGAUCAAGGAGUAAAAUCAACAGCCUGUUACAGUACUGUUGUAGCCCUGAAAGCAUGCUGCAGAAAGUGUCACCUUUCAGAUGUGACUGUAAAUUCUGAAGUCUGGAUCACAGUUUGUGAUCUCACAGUAUGUUUUGUUUAGUAUUAGUAGCCUCAUACCACUGGCUUGUCAUACUGCACAUGAUGUUAGCCUAGCUUUUUAAUUGGACUAGACAUGCUCAACCUCUGCACUAAAUUCUCAUAGAAAAUGGCUACAGCAGCCUGAUUGGGAAGCAGGAGUCUGCUGUCACUGUUUCUGCUCACCUCUCUCUUUUUCUCCGAGAGUCUCUGUCUUUGCCUCUCUCCCGACUCCUCCUUCGUUUACUUGGACUCCUGCUGGUGUCUCUCCUGUGUCUCGUGCACUCCGUAUCCUUACUGCUUCCCCCAGACUGCCGAGAGUCCACUGACGCUGACCGCCUGUCUUCCCUUCUGAAAAUAAACUUAAGUGAUUUUAAUCAAUAAAAACAGUUUCACACUCA
Molecule: messenger RNA, 3164 nt
Organism: Passer domesticus (house sparrow)
Lineage: Eukaryota; Metazoa; Chordata; Aves; Passeriformes; Passeridae
Gene: ROPN1L
Product: rhophilin associated tail protein 1 like
Exons: 8
Coding region: 160-816 (218 amino acids)
Source: RefSeq, a predicted model, not a curated record